UCCAUGUUCGUGAAAAGGAAAGGUCUAAAAAAGGCCAAGCAACGCAUUUAUCUAUAGAGGAUUUGGCUAACUGGCUUGCGAAUCCUGAAAUAAAAAAUAACCCAAUCAUUAUUAAUAAAAAGGUUCCCAAAACAGAUGCAGAAUGGUUUGAUUUGAUAGAGCGCCAAGCUGAAAGAAAGUCUUCUAAUAAACGGCGAAAGAAAGCCCAAGUUUUUCAACUAGUAGAAGACUCUGAAGCCGGACCAGGCCCAGCAACUAAAGCUUAUAGAGAAGAACAAAGAAAAAAAGCUCCUGAGAUUAUUGACCAAAAGGAUGGGUUUGAAGAUGAUCCCAAGGACUUAGAUAAAAAAGUGCCCUGGUCGGUUCCAUUUCCAGAUAAAGAAUGCCAUCAGAAAGUGUGGCAAAAAGGAAUUCAGACAGCAAAAGACAUGUUUAAAGUAGAUGGUGCUGAAUAUACAUUUUCGACCUGGUUUGCAGGUAUUCUGAAAAAGGACUUCAUAAAUAUAUUAUUAACUGCUAAAAGCGAAAAAGAAGUAGCAAAGAAAGCAAAAGAGGUAUAUUUACAAAGGGGUUGUGCGGUGGGGUGGGUGAUUUCAGAAAAGAUUGAGUCAUUAAUACGGGAAUACAAGGCAGAAGACAAAGGAAGUCCAGAAUGGAUAGCAUUUAUAGAAGAACAUUUUGAGUCAGCAGAAAUGUAUGAAGCUGGGAUGACUAAAGAGCAUGCUAAGAAGAUUUUAGAUGCAAUAGAUGAUAAUAGGUUUCUUAUAAGAGUAAAAUUUGUUAGAGAUAAUUCUUCCUAUGAUGGAAGGCAUAACUAUGCAUUUAAAAUCGUUGAUAAAUACCAGCCUAUUCGAGAAUCAAAGAAAGCUGGUAAGAAAUUCAUUCCAGGAGGUCCAAAUGUUAUCCUUACAAAGAAAACAAAGCCAGGCUUCUGGGUAGGAAUUGAUGAGAAAUUUUUAGUUAAGAUCAUUCAAGGUGAAAAACAAUCAGAAUAUAUAGAACUUGAUGCAAAUGCAGUUGUAUAUGGGUUGUAUCGAAUCCGGGAGCCAGAUAGUAAACGAUUAAUGCUUAUGAAGGAUGGUACACUUAACUGUAUAGCCCUGCGAGUAAUAGAGCAUUUUGAAAAAGCAAAAAGAGGAUAUGGGCUUACCAGUACACGUAAGCAAAAAAUUGGCACAUGGGAAAAAAGAAUGCGCCAACCUGGUGCUCAGGCUAUUAAUAAAACUCUUCAAGGACCACAAGCAAUAUGGCUUAUUGGACUUGGACUCGGAAAAGGAGAAACAUUAGAAGAAAUCCAAUCAAUAUCCCAAUUUGUUCUAGAAGAUGGUCGUACAUUUAGAACAUGGAUAAAGCAUACAGAUAUUAUAAAAGCAUGUAAGGAAUUAUUUGAAGAUGCGGUAGACUGGCAAUUUCGGAAAGAAAUAAUUAAUGAAGAAAAAAAGCGGGAGUCCCUAGAAUCGCUUAAAAUAGUUGAGUUAGCAGAACAGGUGUUUGGUGCUAAUCAUGCCGGAGGCAAACUUGCCAACAAGAUCAAUGAUUGGCAUCCUACUCCGGCUAGUGUACAUGAAAAUAUAAAGCAAUCUUGUGUCGAACAUGGGCAUAGAGGACGUUGGAAUGCACCUAAUUAUCAAGUCGAAGAUAUUAUAUUAAUUCCUGUCUGGUAUGGAAAACAUUUUGCCUGUCGAAGUGGAAAAGGAUGUGGAAAGACAAAAGGUUGGACACCUAUUGUACUUCUACGAUAUCUUCUCGAAGCAGAUAUCCUGGAAAGUGUAACUAUAGGCGAAGCUAUUAUUUCUCUUACCAAGCAGACAAAGGUAUGGUUGCCUAAAAAUCGGGAUAUUAGUUGUGCAAUCAUAGGGAAGUUCACUCAGGGAAAUAAGGUCGAAGAAAAGCGUCUGACCCAUCGAGUUGUAAUAGACGAAGGCGAGCUCGAUUUCUUAAUCCAGGAUUGUAUUAAAGAGGGAACAUAUGCCGGUAGCGAUAAAUGUCUGCUUGGGCAUAUACUUACGUAUUAUGAGGGUCACCAGCCCCAAUAUACACAUUUGCGAGCCUCAAUGCUGGCAUAUGCCCAUAUAAACUUGCUAGAAAUGCUCCGAAGAUUUGGCUCUAAUGAAGUGGUAAGAAUCGCAACGGAUUCUAUAUAUAUACGAAGAGAUGCCUUAUAUAAGAUUGAAAAUGUAUCUGCCUUCUUUAAGCAAGCUAAGUGCCCCCUCAAUCAUAAGGGAGGGGCAGAUACCAGUAAGUUUCAAUGUCCGCAUAAAAUUCCUUCUUGUGCAAUGUGUGAAGCAGGAGUCUUUUAUUCAAAAGAAGCAGUCAAAGAAUUUGCCAAAGAAGUGAAGGUUCACUACGUGAACAGAAUGACGGGCUAUUUAUUAUGUAACAAGCAUAAGCCAUUUGUAUAUGCUGUUUGCUUUGGAGAAUGGUACUUUCGUCAAGGUCCUUGGAAAAAUACCCAACCUAGUAAAGUUGUUACCAAAGAGUCUGAGCCACUAAAAGAGGAAAAGAUUCGAGAAAUUCAGCUUGGCCAAUGGCGUGAUAAAGGCGGUGGUUCUGGGAAGAUAACACGCGCAAUCCGAAUCUUUAAAGAUAUAAACAUGGUAGUCUUUACUCAUACGAAUGCAUUGGCUAAAGACUUCCAGAAUGAUCGUAAGGUAAAAGCCCAAACUUGGCAUAGCUUCUUUAGGUGGAAUGGUGUAGGAGAGUGGACUCCUGAACGCAUGGAAGAAAAGAAAUUUCCACGAGUAGUUAUCUGGGAUGAGGUAUGUACAGUACCUAGGCAUAUUCUCGGAAUGUUUAUUAACUAUUUGCUAGAACAGAAGUGUCAGGUAAUCUGUUGUGGAGACGAUGCUCAGCCUCCGCCAUUCUUUGGAGAGAUGCCUCAUAGCUGGUUAAAAGAGCAAGCUGAUUACUAUGAGGAAGUCUUGACUGACUAUCGGGCUAAAUGUCCUAGAUUACAAGAGCUUAAGAAAAAAAUGCGACAGCAAAAUAAUAGAGUGCAGUCAGACCUAUUCCGUGAAGCACUUCCGGUCACAGAAAAAUGGGAAUAUCUUGAAGGUGAAUGGAAGCCAUCAGAUCGUAUCUUAUCAGCACACCUACUUUCCCGAAGAAUUGCUUCCCAAAAAUGCUUAGAACUUCAUCAGGCAAAAUAUCCCAAUGUGCUGAUCCCAUUAAUCUAUAGGCCAAGAGAUGGACGCAAACAAAAUUGUUUUGUCCAGAUUCCCAGCUCAUCCGAAAAAAAGGAACUAGUGAAAAAUGAUAUAAUACACUUACCCUUAAAUACACUUCCUGACAAAUUCUUAAAAGAUGUGUUAGCAGACAAAAAAGUCAUAAAUUGGGAGCUUGGAUAUGCUAUGACAAUUCACACUAGUCAAGGAAUGACUCUCAAAGCUCCACAGCGUGUUUGGGUCAUUGAUGAAAACCUAGCUUGGGAUAACCUAAUAUAUUUAGCAGUUGGUCGUGUGGAAUAUUUAAGUCAACUCAUUCGGGUUGAGGCACCUCCAUUACCUCCUGAAAUUGCCCAAGAGAUUGAGGAGGCAAAAAAGAAUAGAUGGCUAGAGCAUGAAUUGAGACCAUCUAUUCAGGAAAAACUUGUCAGAUAUAUGGGUCAGGACAAGGAAAAAGGCCGUGAAUUCGAUCUAACAAUUGACUAUAUCCUCACAUUAAAACGUAUUCAAGAAGACAAAUGCGCAUUAUGUCUCAUAGAAAUGAAAUUUGAAUGGGAUCGGCCAGGAGAUAUAUCCCAGUGGACAGUAGAUCAAAUCCACAAUAGUUUGGGGCAUAUCAAAGGGAAUGUACGCCUCACUUGUCUACUUUGCAACCGAAAUCAUCGAGUCUAAGUCACUGCCAUGGCUAGACUAGUGAUAUGGUGCAUAUAUGCAAGUCGGAGGAGGCAAAUCACAGUAUUUACAUAAUUAUUAGAUUUUUUUU
This is a messenger RNA of Rhizophagus irregularis DAOM 181602=DAOM 197198, 3927 nucleotides long. RefSeq lists its product as uncharacterized. The record is from RefSeq and is a predicted model, not a curated record. Lineage: Eukaryota; Fungi; Glomeromycota; Glomeromycetes; Glomerales; Glomeraceae.